AUGGCCAUCCCCAACGCGCAAGCUCAAGCUCAAGAAAGCAUGCUCGACCUACCGGGAUCCAUCGGGGUCACGGUUGACGAUGUGAUUUUCGCGAGCGAAGAGGAUUCGGCGCCUGACUACAAAAACACGUCAAAGACCACCGGUGCGGGAAUCCUCCUCGUGGCCAAGAUAUGCGACGCCCUGUCAAAAUGGGGUGGCUAUGGUGACGACGAUGUCCGUGGCGUCGGUGACCUGGUGGCUAAAAACUUGAUCACCGGCAACUCAUCGCACGUCGAGAUACAGUCGGGGACAGCAAAGGACAUCCCCCAAAAGACGGUCGCCUCGAUGCUCAAAGCGCUCCUGGACCCUACCGUCUCGCGUUCACGAAACGUGCACGUAAACUCCAAUGAGCCCGUCUUGCUCGUCAAUUUCGACCACCCUCCCCUGCCGAAAGACACAGACCGGGUCAACGAUGUAAUUGAUGCAACUGUCCAGGAGCUGCAACAUCAGUGGAACAUUUGGCCCGUACGUGUGUACGGCUAUGCCAGCCCGUUGACACCCCGGACGCAAACGGCAUCCGAUGCUCCUUUUAGCCAGAAAGACAUGCAAAGCGCCGGCUUGUCCAUAACAUUGCUCAAUGUUGUAAAUACAAACAUCGGCGGCCCGAGCAUGCCCCAACUACUCGACGCGCCAUGUGAUGCUCCUGAAUGGAAGAGGUAUGUGAGGCGGGAGAUAUGGAGGGAACAACACCUCGUGAGUCGUGAAGUGGGCAAGGAAAUUUGGGAUCCGCAGGGUGACUCGCCUGCGCACGACGACAACGCAUCCGAGCAAUCCUUCGAAAGCGGCAGUGACGCCGAGGACGAUAAAUCUGUCGGCUCUGAUGCUGCCAACUUGGCGACUGAGAGCAACCCGGAACCGGCUGAGGCACCGCAGUGGGAUAAUGAAGCAGUUGAGGAGCACGAAGAUGUAGCUCCUGAGGUCACUGCUCAUGGCGAAACUCAACCGCUUGCCCAACCAGAGGAGGAUUUGGUCGAAAUGCGCAUCGACGAGGAUGACGGUCAGGAUGCGGGUCAAGCCCCGAUCCAAGAGGAACCGUUUUCGAGGGAAUUAGAGGCGCCUGAGAGACAAGUCAGACAUCCAACAUGGGAACGCCAUGAUGACAGCACCUCUCUGAUCGAUCUCAUCAGAUCCCAGGCGUCGCUGAUUGCGCCUUUCGGGACGGAAGAUGCAGGACAGGGCGUCGGUGACAACGAGGGCAUCGAAUCGCCAUCCGCGGGCGAGGACGAGUAUAUCGUCGUUUGA
Molecule: messenger RNA, 1281 nt
Organism: Fonsecaea pedrosoi CBS 271.37
Lineage: Eukaryota; Fungi; Ascomycota; Eurotiomycetes; Chaetothyriales; Herpotrichiellaceae
Exons: 1
Coding region: 1-1281 (426 amino acids)
Biological process (GO): glycerol metabolic process
Molecular function (GO): glycerone kinase activity
Source: RefSeq, a predicted model, not a curated record